Messenger RNA from Drepanopeziza brunnea f. sp. 'multigermtubi' MB_m1, 1200 nucleotides. RefSeq lists its product as uncharacterized. The record is from RefSeq and is a predicted model, not a curated record. Lineage: Eukaryota; Fungi; Ascomycota; Leotiomycetes; Helotiales; Drepanopezizaceae. Gene Ontology annotation, molecular function: oxidoreductase activity. Gene Ontology annotation, biological process: unsaturated fatty acid biosynthetic process.
AUGCCGAAGAGGCUACCAAGUGCCAAUAGGGCUGAGAUGGGUCCCGACUCAGCCCUUUCUCCAUCCCGGGCAUCGACUUUUGAGCCUCCAACAUAUACUAUGAAGGAUAUAUACGCAGCCAUACCACCGCAUUGCCUCAAACCAGACACGCUUCUCUCACUAUACUACGUCCUACGAGAUUUCUUCUAUGCGGGCACUCUCCUAUUUCUCGCCACCCAAAUCCGCACUUUGCCCAACGAGCACCUCCAAGUUUUAGCAAGGAUUCUCUACUCCUUGUUGCAAGGCCUCGUGUUCACGGGUAUGUGGGAAAUCGCGCACCAAUGCGGCCACGGCGCUCUCUCACAGUCCCGACUCUUCAACAACGUCACGGGACUAAUUCUCCACUCCAUGCUCUUGGUGCCUUUCCACUCGUGGCGCCUCACUCACUCUACGCAUCACAAAACCACCAACAACCUUGAAAAGGACAUUGCAUUUGUACCCAACCUGAAAGAGGAUCAUGAGAAGUUCCACGACGGUCACUCCAAGAUCAGAGAAUAUGUGGAGGAUAUGCCCAUCGUUGCACUUACACACCUCUUCUUCCAUCAGUUGAUAGCAUUUCCCACCUACCUGACUAUCAACAACUUUGCGUUGCCGAGGAUGAAUUGCUACCCGUGGUGGACGAGAAGCCAUUUCUACCUUGGAGGCGAUGGACCGAAUUUUAGAGGCAGAGACAAAAUGGAUAUCCUGCUUUCAGAUAUCUGUAUCGCCAUCUCGGGACUUGGGCUGUGGAUCUUGGCUCGGUAUUUCGGGGGCUGGAACGUGAUGCUGUUCUACGGUUUCCCCUACCUAUGGACCAACCACUGGAUUUUAACAAUAACCUUCCUCCAGCACACCGACUUCUCCAUUCCCUACUACCCUUCAGCAACAUGGACAUUCGUCCGCGGCGCCGCCUCGGCAGUCGACCGUGACUUCGGAUGGAUCGGCCGCCAUAUCCUCCAUGGUGCCAUCGAGAACCAUGUCAUGCACCACCACGUCUCCCGCAUCCCGUUCUACUACGCCAAUGAAGCUUCUGAAGCUGUCAAGAAGGUGAUGGGUGUGCAUUACCAGAGCGACUUCAAGACGCCGUACUUGUGGAGCUUUUGGAAGAACUAUCGUACGUGUCGGUAUGUGGAGGAAACUUCCAAGGGGAGCCAGAUUUACUUUUUUACGAAGGAGCAAUAG